AUGGCUUACCCCCAAAAAGAUUGGUCAAAUUCGGCAAAUCAUUAUUUUGGGCAAGACAUGCUUAAUUUUGAGGAACAACAACAAAAUCAACAGGAUCUCCAAUCGUGCGUUUUUGGAACUCAUCAUACACAAAAUACUAGUAAUGUGUCAGUAACAAUGAUGGCUCCUGCUUCUACAUCUGCAGUUCAGUAUGGGUUAGUUGGACAAGCAACCCCAACACAAAAUCAGAUCCAAACAACUGAGCUUAUGCCAACUUCCUCAAACUGCAACCUUGAUCUGGAUCUUUCUAAGCUGCCCGAGUCAAUUCCAAACUUUGUAGCUCCACUUUAUACUGAAACACAAGCUACACAAGCAAGUCAACCUCUAUCAUACUCGGUGGGAUUAUCAAUCUCUGAAGGAGAAGCUUCAUUUAUUGAUCCACAAAUGGGUUAUCAAUAUCCUGACAACAAGAAUGAGAAUUUUCAACCGAUGCAAGAUAUGGGUAUGCCAGAAGGGUACAAUAUGAGCAAUGAAAUGUUGAUGACAGAUAGUAACAUUGAAAACAAUAAUUACAGUGAAAUUAAUUUACUGCCCCCAUUUCCAGAGUCGUUCGGCUCAGAUCCAGUGGACUCAAUGCAAAGAUAUGAAACGGGGCAUUCAAGUGGACAGUUUAUAACAAAUCAGGGAUUUGCAUCACUCCCUCCUCAUCAGAAUCCUCCUAUCAUGAAUUUUCAAACUGCUCAAGACAUUAGGCGAUCCCAGAGCCAGUCAUUCAUGGCUCCAUUGUAUCAAGCUGCACAUGGACCUAAACCGCUGAGUAACUAUCCCCAAUCUCAAAAUUCAAUGCAGCCAACAUUCAGUGAACCACAAAUGGAAGCAAAUGCAGGAUUGGAAAUGGGACAUCAAAGUGGACAAUUUAAUAGAAAUGAUGGAUCUGUUAUAAUACUUCCUUAUCAAAAUCAAAAUCCUAUCAUAAACUCUCAAACCAUGCAGAGUUCUAGGCCAGAGCACACAAACUACAACCAACUGUCUGGUCCUACCAUUUGCAAUUCACAAUAUGCUCAAAACAUGCUGCCACAACAGCACGUGAUGUUAACUCCAUCGAUGCAUCAAGCCGGACAUGGUCUCGAAACGCAGACAAUUUCUGAUUCACAAUCUCAAAUUCCAAUCAGGCCAGCUUUUAAUCCAGUUGCUGUCAAUACUAGGCCUACAAUGUGCUCAAAUUAUGGUCAACAACCAAACUUGCUGGUCUCAGCAAGCAAUUCGUAUAGCAUUGGACCUGCUGCAAGUCAAAUGGCCCCUCCAUUGAACGGUAAUCAGAAUAUUCAGAAUUGUCCCCAAGCCACACUUCCUAAUAUUGGUCUCGUGCAACUUCCUGUUGUUCCCCAUGUGCAACAAAUCUUAAUGUCACAAAAUAGGGCAGAUCAGGUGAUUUACAAUGGAGGGAUGAGUGCACGUAUGAGUAAUUUAGCACCACAACAACAAGGUGCCACAUUGCAAGGACCAUCAACUCCGUCUUUGGGCACCCCUAGUUCGGAGGAACUGGGCUCACAUGUUUUGGGCUUUUCAGCCAACAGGCCCAGUGAAGGAUUUGUUUUACAAUACCCUACCUCCACCAAGGCUGAGAUUGUAAAUAUCUUAAGGAAAGUAGAAGCAGCGAAACAAAACAAGAUACAACAAGGGGCUCCUGCAGCUGCUUCAACUGAUCAUGGAGUUCCUGCGAUAAAUCAACGUGAUAAAGGAAAACUUCCUGAAUCUACAUCAACUAGGUUGGAGCAGCACAACCAAAAUCAAUUAUCUGCUCCUAAAGUCUCAGAUUCACAACACACUCCCAGUUGCCUGAUGCCACCGCCGCCGCCAAAGCCGCGAGUGGCUCCAGCUGCUCCAGCAGAUGGAGCUCAUGUGAAUCAAUCUGACAAGGCAAAACUUCCUGAAUCAGCGCCAAUUGGGCAACCUUCGGGGACAAUUCUGAGAAGAACAGAGCAGGGCGCUAAUCUAACGGUUGUACCUGCUCCUUCGCCUACUACGGUUGAUAAUUCUGCAAAUCAGGGACAGGGAGGGAAAGAUGAGCCGCGGAGACGUCGUGGUCGUCCUAGAAAACGACGUGACCAAGGAAUGGAUUUGUCCUAUUAUGGAAAGCUGCAAAGGACUGAAAGUAGUUCCGGAACUGGAAAAUCUCGAACAACUGUUACAACUGAAGAUAAAAAAGUUCAAACCACCAACAAUCAUGCAAAUCCCACCUCCGAUCCAAGGUGAGUGAAGUGCCAAGCCUUAUUAUAGAAGAGGGAAUGCAAAGUUCCCAGAAGUAUUAAUUAAGACUAGUUGAUUAAAAUGGUGUCAGUUGGUAAUUUUAAUCACUCAUUACUGUUCCUAUUAUUCUCCAAAAAUAUUGCUAUAUAAGUCUUUUGCAUUGCGUAAUCUUAUUUGCACAUAAACUUAUUGGUGUGCAAAUAGUAUUAUUUAGGCUUACCAAGCAUGGAAUUAUUUACAUAAUAUUGUUGGUGAAUUAUCAUCGGCUCUCAUGUUUUGCUUCCCCGCACAAAGGCUGAAUGAGCCUUCCCCAAUAUUGUUUUGCACAAUUGUUUGAUGUGGUCCUUGUGGACAUCAACUUUAGACCCAAAGGCCCUUUCUUUCAAUUAUAAAUUGUGACAUUAUUAGAAGUUAGAUUAUUAGAAUUUUGCAUCA
Cicer arietinum (chickpea) is the source of this 2664-nucleotide messenger RNA. RefSeq lists its product as uncharacterized. NCBI's taxonomy places the organism in Eukaryota, Viridiplantae, Streptophyta, Magnoliopsida, Fabales, Fabaceae. The record is from RefSeq and is a predicted model, not a curated record.